CAUGAAGCAAUUCACCGUACUUCUCUUCCUUUGCAUCGUUCUUCUCUCCUCCGUCGCCGGAAAUGCUGAUUCCGGUCUGAUUUCCAACUUGUGCAAACACUCUGACGACCCAAAACUAUGUAUCGCCAGCAUACAACAGAGUCCCGAGUCCGGUGACUUCGCAGCCACCAACAACGAGGUCGAGAUCAUAGCUAUCUCCAUCGCGUCUGCUAACGCCUCCGCCACCUCCACCUACAUCAAGGAAAAGCUCACCCUCGAGGAUCUUGAACCGGCCACGGAGGUCACCCUCGAGGACUGUCUGAAGAACUACCAAGACGCGGUGGAGCAGCUUGACGACUCGGUCUCCGCCAUGCUCGCCAACGCACACGCUGAUGUCGACGUCUGGCUGCGUGCGGCGAUCAGCGCCAUCGAGUCUUGUGACAGCACGUUGGUGUCACGUGCUGGGAACGACGCAGAGCUUUCACAGAGGAACAACAUAUUUCUCAAGCUGUGUAAAAACGCUUUGAUGAUCAACAAAAUGUUAUCAUGAAAUCAAAUCCUCUAUAUUUGAAUGUUCUUGUAUAGUAUUUACUUGUUCCUAUGUUUUUGGUCAAUUUCUUGUUGCUUUAAUUAAGCUGAGAUCAUUUGUAACUAAAGAAAACAUCAAAAUGAUAUUGUUUUAAUUAUCAUUAGGCACCCGCACAUGUAUUUGUUUUACUAUAAAUAUAUAGACAUUUCAAAACAUAACAAUUUAAUAGUUGCAGUUGCACUACUUUAGUUUAUUGUUAGAAAAUAUCUACCAUAUCAUGUUAUAUAUUUUUUUCUUGAACGUGGGUUGGAUCAAUUAUAUAAUUAUAAAAAAUAUGAUUAUAUUUAUGUAUUAAUAUAUUGCGCCGGGUAAAAAUUAUAUUAACUUUUACUUCAUGUUUUAUUGUAUGAUUUUAAAUGUAUGGUCACAUUUAAAAUCAGUUAGAAAUAUAUUUUUGUAAAAAAUAUUUUAAACAUAUAUUUUAGACAUGAUAUACAUGAAGAAACAAUUAUAUAAGGAUAAUUAAAACAGAAUGUUACAAAAAAAAAAUUAAAAUGGGCCAUAGGGAAAUAUAGAAAGACUAGGUGGACCGUUUUCACACUACUCUCUCUUUUUAUAUUUUACUCUUUCUCACUCAUUUAGGUUUUGUAUCUCUCUCACUCCAUUUCUCUUUGUAUCUCUCUCUAGUUCAUUCAUUAAGGUUUUGUAAUC
Molecule: messenger RNA, 1219 nt
Organism: Brassica napus (rape)
Lineage: Eukaryota; Viridiplantae; Streptophyta; Magnoliopsida; Brassicales; Brassicaceae
Product: pectinesterase inhibitor
Exons: 1
Coding region: 2-529 (175 amino acids)
Biological process (GO): negative regulation of catalytic activity
Molecular function (GO): enzyme inhibitor activity
Source: RefSeq, a predicted model, not a curated record